Molecule: messenger RNA, 1698 nt
Organism: Auxenochlorella protothecoides
Lineage: Eukaryota; Viridiplantae; Chlorophyta; Trebouxiophyceae; Chlorellales; Chlorellaceae
Exons: 7
Coding region: 1-1698 (565 amino acids)
Source: RefSeq, a predicted model, not a curated record
AUGCGCUACCGCUUCAUCUUCGCCGCCGCAGCGCUCCUGUGCCUCUUCUGGUGGCUGAAUGCCCUCCCGGAGAGGUACCAGGGCAUCCGACCCAGCAGCCUGAUCCAUGCGAUGGGCCCACGGGACCGCAGCACACUGGUGGUUUACGUCUACUCCUUCACCGACCCGGAGUACGAGGGGAACCUGCGCUACUUCCUGGAGCACGGUGUGGCGGCCGACGACGGGGUGGACUACGUCAUCGUCAUGCAGGAGGGCGAGUCGGUGCUGGGCGAGACGCGGCUGCCGACCCUGCCGGCCAACGUCCGCCUGGUGCGCCACCCCAACUCCUGCUUCGACUGGGGCACCUUUGGCUGGGUGAUCGGCACCAAGCACGUCGACACGGCGCGCUACCGCUACGUGCUCUUCCUGAACAGCUCGGUGCGCGGCCCCUUCCUGCCGCCCUACUGGCCCCGCGCGCUGCACUGGACCGAGGUGCUCACCAGCCGGCUGACGGACCAGGUCAAGCUGGUGGGGUCCACCAUCUCCUGCGAGGGCACCUGGAAGGACGGCGUGCUGACUGGGGAGAAGCGCCAGAACCCCCACAUCCAGUCCUACGUUGUCGCCAUGGACCAGUGCUACGAGGCCUACCACGACGCCGUGUGGUACGCGGAGAUGGGGUCCAGCGCGGCCAUCCUGCGCGCCGGCUUCAACAUCGACUCGCUCAUGCUGCGCUACCAGGGCGUGGACUGGCGAGACACCAACAACUGGGGCUGCAGCGCCGCGCUGAACCCGUACGCAGAGUACAUGUACGACGGCAUCAACCUCUCGCCCUUCGAGGUCAUGUUUGUGAAGAUGAAGGAGUAUCUGUUGGAGGCCAACUGGACCACCGCCACCGAGAUCAAAAAGUACACGGAGUGGGCGCGCGACCGGGGCCAGGGGCUGGCCUCCAACGAGUACACGGCCAAGCAGGAGCACCUGCGUCGGGUGAAGGUCCUGGGCAUGCGCGAGCGCGGCCCCGCCUGCUUCGACUUUGACUUUUACAAGCUGCGCAACCCGGACCUGCCCAUCCCGCCCUGGACCGCCGCCCACAUGUGGGACCACUUUGUGGACUUUGGGCAGCACGAGGGACGCGUGUUCAGGUUCAAGUGCACGAGCCCCGGGGUCAAGCCAAAUUUCGCCCUGCCCUCCCCACCCCCACCCGUCACUCCGGCGGCCGGGGCCUCGCAGGGCACGGACCCGCGCUCGGCGGCGGCAGGCGCAAGUCAGGGCGCGGGAGGCCAGGCGGAGGCUGGGAGCAGGGCCGCCGGCGCUGCGAGUGUGGGAGCCGCCGCGGCGGAUGCCCAGGGCGCCUCGGCGCAGGGCGAGACGUCCCAGGGCGCCUCGGCGCAGGGCCAGAGCACGGCGCUGCAGGGCGCCUCGGCCCAGGGUGCAUUGACCCAGGGCGCGGCAGUCCAAGGCACCUCGACCCAGGGCGCAUCAGCUCAGGGGGCGUCAGCCGAGGGCGCGUCGAGUCAGGGCGGGUCGACCCAGACCCUGGGCGGCUCGACCCCGGGCACGGCAUCCCAGGGCGCGUCCAGCGCGGUCACGCAGGCCGCGUCGGGGGCGGCGCAGGGGCUCGGCGUCGGUGUGGCCGCGGGCUCGGCGGGUCUCGCGGGGCAGGGCGAAGCCACGGCGAACGGGCAGGCCGGCGCUGCCCUUGCCAACCCGGCGCUGGGGUAG